AGAGUUUUGUCAUUCACAGGAAGUGAAGAAAGACAGGAUGUGUGAAAACAGUAAACUGGCAAAAGAUCGUGCAGUUUUUACACUCGGACUGCAGAUUGCAGUGAGAAUGUUUGGUGUUUUCUUUCUGAUUUCUCUGCUUGUGAUUCCUGGGAUUUGCAGUCAGGAAUGGAAGGUUCAGUACUCAAGUUUGAGCAAAUGUGUCCUAAAGGGUUCAACAACACAUUUAUUUGGCACUUUUACACACCCAGGUCAUCUCACUGUGACAAAGACAUUUUGGACCGUAAACCCAGUUAAAGGCCAAGACGUCAUCAAUCUGUUGGAUCUUCCAGAUUACAAAGACAGAGUUCAUUAUUUCCCCAAUAAAAACCGAACAUUCGCUCUCAGACUCAGUAAUGUGACAGGAGAGGAUGAAGGAAUGUACUGCUUCAGAAUCAUAACAAAUGAAGAAGCACAAAGAUAUCUGGGUUUUCCUGGGAUUGAGCUCAACGUCACAGAGCUCAGAGUGGAGAUUCCUGAAGAGGUCGUUGAGAAAGAUUCCCCUGUUUUAUUUUGUAAGAGCACCUGUUUCCUCUCAAACACAACAGGCUUUAUCUGGUAUAAAAACGGCGAGUCUUUCUCCGAGUCGAGCGUCGGGAAUCGUCUGAUUCUGCAGUCGGUCAGCAGGGAUGAUGCGGGAAACUACAGCUGUGCAGCGAGACCUCAGGAACAUCUGCCGUCUCCUGCCGUCACUCUCAGCGUCAGAUAUCCUCCUCAGAGCAUCUCAGUGUCCAUCAGUCCAUCUGGUGUAAUAGUGGAGGGAGAUUCAGUGACUCUGAAGUGCAUCAGUGACUCAAACCCUCCUGCUGUGAACUUCAGCUGGUUUAAGGAGAAGGAAACCUCAGCUGUUGGAUCUGGACAGAGUUUCAGCAUCUCCAGCUUUAACUCCAGUUUCAGUGGACACUUCUACUGUGAGGCUCAGAAUAAAUAUGGAUCUGGGAGAUCAGCGUCUGUGUCUUUGUUCGUGCCUGCAGGUGUCCAGAACACAGGUCUGUUUGCAGCUGCUGGCAUCGGGGCGGCGCUCAUCGCCGUCUGCGUUAUUGUUGUAGUAAUAAAAAUCACAAGAAGGAAAGCAGGAGAUACUGGCGUCCAAAGUGGAGUUUCAAAACAGGACAACAGCAGCGCAGCGGGGGCGAAUCAGAUGAGCACGAGUGAUUCAGGCGUUCAGAAUGACUCGAUGUACGCAAGCAUCACUCACAAGGAGCCUCCGAGCGCUGGAGAUGAAGACGAGGUUCAGUACGCCACCGUCCGGCACUACAGGAACGCAGGGAACACGAGUGUGAAGGCUGAGGGUCAGUCUGGAGACGUGAGGGAUCGUGGUCCUCCUGACAGAUCCACUGAGGAGGAGCUGGACGGCAUUCGGCUCUGCAAAGUCACGAUGGUGUCGUCUCUCAUAAAGUCUCUUCCUCUGAUCGUAGUGAUCAUGACUGCGGACCUGCAGGUGGAGACACAGGAGAGUGUGAAAUAUGGAGAUUCAGUCAGUCUGAGAUGUAAAAGCAGCUGCUCUCUGCCUCAACAAACAACAUUCAUCUGGUACAGAAACACACAGAGAAUAACUAGAGGAAUUGUGAAAGGGAAUCAGCUUCAUCUGCGGUCAGUCAGUCGUUCUGAUGCUGGAAACUACAGAUGUGCUGUAGGAGGACAUGAACAUCUGAUCUCUCCUGUUUAUCUUUAUGUUGACUGGGUUGAUGGUCUGUGGGAUUGGGGAGUGAAUUACAGUCCUUCAUAUGUUUGUGCAUUAAAGGGAUCAACAGUGACAAUAUCCUGUACUUUAACAGAUCCUCAGCGUUAUGAACUCAUCAAAGGUUUCUGGACUAAACCUGUUGUAGGAGAAUCACCUGAUCUGUGUUCAGAUCCAGAGAAGAGAGGAGGGAUUCAGUGUUUGAGUGAAAAUAUAAACACUAACAGUCUCACUUUGAUGAAUGUAACAGAAGCUGAUGAACUCGUCUACUACUGCAGAUUUAUAGACGGGCAGAAUAGAUGGACAGUGAUUCCUGGAUCUUGGCUUGAUGUCACAGACCUGCAGGUGGAGACACAGGAGAGAGUGAAAUAUGGAGAUUCAGUCAGUCUGAGAUGUAAAAGCAGCUGCUCUCUGCCUCAACAAACAACAUUCAUCUGGUCCAGAAACACACAGAGAUUUGCUGAUCGAAAAGGGAAUCAGCUUUAUCUGCGGUCAGUCAAUCGUUCUGAUGCUGGAAACUACAGAUGUGGCGUUACUGGACAUCAACAUCUGAUCUCUCCUGCUGUUUAUCUUAAUGUUGAAUAUCCUCCUCAGAGCGUGUCAGUGUCCAUCAGUCCAUCUGGUGUAAUAGUGGAGGAAGAUUCAGUGACUCUGAAGUGCAUCAGUGACUCAAACCCUCCGGCUCUGAACUUCAGCUGGUUUAAGGAGAAUGAAACCUCAGCUGUUGGAUCUGGACAGAGUUUCAGCAUCUCCAGCUUUAACUCCAGUUUCAGUGGACGCUUCUACUGUGAGGCUCAGAAUAAAUAUGGAUCUGGGAGAUCAGCUUCUGUGUCUCUCACUGUUAACGGGGUUCAGAGAGAUGCUCUCCUCACAGUUUCUGGGAUCGUGGCGGGAUGCGGAGGAUUGAUCUUCAUCAUCGUCAUCAUCAUUGUGUUCAUAAAGAGGAUGAAGAGGAGAGAAGGUGGAACUGAAGACGAGAAUCAAAAGCGGGCGGCUGACGCGAGUGAUGAUACAUACACAGCUCUGGAUCCAGCGUCCAGAACAUCUGCUGACGUUUACAGCACAAUCACAGUCACGUUUGACACAUUAAACUGCGGAUGUUUUUCUCAUUCGGGCGUCGACACUGAAACAUCGACACUUCAGAGCGAAGUCACGAUGGUGUCGUCUCUCAUAAAGUCUCUUCCUCUGAUCGUAGUGAUCAUGACUGCGGGGGCUGAUGGUCAGGAUUGGGGAGUGAAUUACAGUCCUUCACGUGUUUGUGCAUUAAAGGGAUCAACAGUGACAAUAUCCUGUACUUUAACACAUCCUCCUGGUUAUGAGGUCAGAAGAGCUUUCUGGACCAAAACUGGACAAUCACCUUAUCUGUGUUCAGACCCAGAGAAGAGAGGAGGGAUUCAGUGUAACAGUGAAUAUAAUGAAGACACUUCCAGCAUCACUUUGACGGUUGUAACAGAAGCUGAUAAACACAUCUACUACUGCAGAUUUACUACAAAUAAACUGGAUGGAAAAUGGACGGGGGUUCCUGGAGUUCAGCUUGACGUCACAGACCUGCAGGUGGAGACACAGGAGAGUGUGAAAGAGGGAGAUUCAGUCAGUCUGAGAUGUAAAAGCAGCUGCUCUCUGCCUCAACAAACAACAUUCAUCUGGUCCAGAAACACACAGAGAUUUGCUGAUCGAAAAGGGAAUCAGCUUUAUCUGCGGUCAGUCAAUCGUUCUGAUGCUGGAAACUACAGAUGUGGCGUUACUGGACAUCAACAUCUGAUCUCUCCUGCUGUUUAUCUUAAUGUUGAAUAUCCUCCUCAGAGCGUGUCAGUGUCCAUCAGUCCAUCUGGUGUAAUAGUGGAGGGAGAUUCAGUGACUCUGAACUGCAUCAGUGACUCAAACCCUCCUGCAGAAAUAAACUGGAUUAAAGAAGGAAAAUUGCUGCAAUCUGGCGACACCUUCAGCCUCAUUAAUAUUAAAUCUGAGGCCAGUGGACACUAUCAUUGCUCUGCUAGAAAUAUACAUGGAUAUUCGACCUCUGCUGUUGUGACAGUGAAUGUCAUGUACGCACCAAGAAACGUCUCAGUGUCCAUCAGUCCAUCUGGUGUAAUAGUGGAGGGAGAUUCAGUGACUCUGAAGUGCAUCAGUGACUCAAACCCUCCUGCUGUGAACUUCAGCUGGUUUAAGGAGAAUGAAACCUCAGCUGUUGGAUCUGGACAGAGUUUCAGCAUCUCCAGCUUUAGCUCCAGUUUCAGUGGACGCUUCUACUGUGAGGCUCAGAAUAAAUAUGGAUCUGGGAGAUCAGCGUCUGUGUCUCUCACUGUUAACGGUAGUGCAGUUUCUGGGAUCGUGGCGGGAUGUGGAGGAUUGAUCUUCAUCAUCAUCAUCAUCAUCAUGUUCAUAAAGAAGAAGAGGAGAGACGGUGGAGCUCAAGUCAUCAGACAAAACCAGGAGGAUCACGUCGACAGAUCAGCAGAAACGCCUUCGACCAAUGACGAGCCAGUGUAUUCACUAGUAUCAGCCAAUCCGAGGGAGGAUCUGUAUGCCAAAAUCCCAGCUAAGAAACCCGAACGCUCCGGGAGAAAACACACAGAAACAGACUCUGGAGAUGUUAAUGAGGUUCAGUAUGCCAGUGUCUAUCACUUCAAGAACAAACACAUGAAGACUGAAGAGUACGACUGCAUUGAGAUGCAUCAUCCGCCUGAAGCCAACAGAUCUGAGGAUGUGAUCUACAGCUCAGUCAAGUAAACAUCAUGUGAUCGCAGCCGUUUCCUAUUGAUGCCGAUGGGAGACCUGGGUUUGAGUCCAGCUCAGGUCAUGUUUCCAUCUCACUGUCCUCUUGAUUUCACUUUUACACAUUUAUUGGACUGUUUUGCUGUUUAGACAUGAAUGGGUUUCUGUUUCUAAUGAGC
Molecule: messenger RNA, 4611 nt
Organism: Pimephales promelas (fathead minnow)
Lineage: Eukaryota; Metazoa; Chordata; Actinopteri; Cypriniformes; Leuciscidae
Source: RefSeq, a predicted model, not a curated record